Messenger RNA from Asparagus officinalis (garden asparagus), 1616 nucleotides. RefSeq names its product putative aminoacrylate hydrolase RutD. The transcript is spliced from 9 exons. NCBI's taxonomy places the organism in Eukaryota, Viridiplantae, Streptophyta, Magnoliopsida, Asparagales, Asparagaceae. Bases 503 to 1384 code for a protein of 293 amino acids. The record is from RefSeq and is a predicted model, not a curated record.
UCUCCCCAAAUUUUGAGGAUCAUGUUGUCAUUUUGUCUUUCCUAUGCCAGAUAAGUCUUUUGGUGAAUCUGAGAUAUCCUUAUUCAAGCAAAUACAUAAUUAUGCUAAAGCAUGAUUGGGCAAAAAUCAUCAACAUAUGCUGAAGUCUGAGAUAUCAUUAUUCAGGCAAUACCUAGUUAUGGAAAUUGCAUAUUAUGUUAUUGAUCACGACGACCGAUCAUGAAAAUUACGACAAAGUAUGUCUUAUCUCAAAUCCGUUGAUCUAUUUUGUUAAUUUUACAACCUAACCGAAAAAAUAUAUUAUUGGGACAAAACUGUCAGCGCACACAAUAUGUAUUGUGGUAAAGCCUCUACAACUAAGAAAAUUGCUGCUCUAUGUAAAAUGAGGUUCUUAUUCUUAAAAGGAAGAUAGUUUUUGGGUAAGUUUGAGAUUAUCAUUAUUCGCACAAUACAUAAUUGUGGAAAUUGAUUCGUUACAUUUGAUGGUUUCAGGACGACCAUCAUGGCAAAAGAUGCAUUGGCCUUGUUGGAUCAUUUGCAUUGGAGUAAAUCUCAUGUUUUUGGUCACUCCAUGGGUUCUAUGAUUGCUUGCAAAUUGGCAGCGAUUGCACCUGAGAGAUUACACUCUUUGGCCUUGCUCAACGCCACUGGGGGUGGGUUUCAGUGCUUUCCCAAGUUAGACCGCCAGAUGUUGUCCCUCGUCUACCGUUUUCUAAGAGCAAAGACUCCUGAACAAAGAGCUGCGGUUGACCUGGAAACUCAUUAUACAAAGGAAUAUCUCGAAGAAGAAGUUGGUUCAAGCACAAGAAGGGAAAUUCUCCAUCAAGAAUAUGUUAAAGCCAUAACAUCAUCGGGGAUGCAGUCGAGCUGUGGAUUUGAAGGUCAAGUUAGUGCAUGUUGGACACAUAAACUUACAUCAAAAGAACUUGAUACAAUACGUUCAGCGGGGUUUCUGAUAUCAGUUAUCCAUGGCAGGUAUGAUAUCAUUGCUCAAUUAUAUCAUGCAAGGAAGCUAGCUGAGAACUUGCAACCUGCUGCAAGAUUGGUAGAACUCCACGGAGGACAUUUAGUGAGCCACGAAAGACCUCAUGAGGUUAAUCAAGCUUUGAUGGCGUUGAUAAAAGCAACAAAAUCAAAGCUUAGGCCAGAGGACUGGACAAAUUUAAUCCAGACAAAAUCUGGAUGGGCUAUGGAAGGGACAUCAAUGGCAGUGAAUAUUAGUAGGACUAGUGAGGGAGCAAAUUAUGUUGCAAGUUUCUGUAAUUUACUAGGAAAGUUACAAUUCAGCUUCCUUUACAUUAUAGGAGUAUUUGUAAUGGGCUUCAAACACUUGAAGACUAUUGCGACGGCGGCUAAGCCAGUCAGAGUGUCAGCCUCCAGCUAAUAAGGAUUAUGGAAAUAGUUCGCAAAAUUUGUUAUAAAGAAUAACAAGUGAAUGCUACAGGGGCUGGACAUUUGCCUAUGAAGGAGAAAAGGCAAUAGUCUUACAGAGGCAACUGCAUGAGUACAUAAAACUUGGAAAACUCCUGUUGUGAUGUACUCCAACAGCUAUUUAUUGUUGGUCUACAAAUUUUCCAACAGAGAUUUGUACUAUCAUAUGAUUACAAAGUUGUACC